This is a messenger RNA of Toxotes jaculatrix (banded archerfish), 1799 nucleotides long. It is a transcript of the gene tpst1, whose product is annotated as tyrosylprotein sulfotransferase 1. The record is from RefSeq and is a predicted model, not a curated record. Gene Ontology annotation, cellular component: Golgi apparatus. Gene Ontology annotation, molecular function: protein-tyrosine sulfotransferase activity. Gene Ontology annotation, biological process: peptidyl-tyrosine sulfation. The transcript has 6 exons. Lineage: Eukaryota; Metazoa; Chordata; Actinopteri; Toxotidae. The coding region runs from base 377 to 1519 and encodes 380 amino acids.
UGUGCUUCUUAACACCCUCAGUCUACCCAGUGCAACAAGCUCGUCCUCUACGCGACUGACACGGUCUGUGCGCACAGAAAAUGUCCGGAAAGUUACUCUAGAGGACGGCACGACUGUCCGGACCUUAGCGCUGGAUUCAGUGGAAGUUUUCUGACCGACAGAAGCCGAGUCUCCAGCGCUGUAUCCGCAGCGUUAGGCCUCAUGGAGCAGGGAACUAGACGCCUGCUGUGCACCAGGGAGCUUGAUCCAUGCCCGGUUCCCAGCAAACAACCAUAAAAGGGUGGGAACCUUAAUUACCCCUCAGUUCCUUUUUCCCAUCCCUCCCCCUAAAUUGCCCCUGUGGUAGUAUUGUCCUGGACUGUCUGCGCCCCGCAACAUGUUUGGCAAGUUGAAACAGAACCUGCUGGUGGCCUGUCUGGUCAUCAGCUCGGUCACAGUCUUCUACCUGGGCCGCCACGCCAUGGAGUGCCACCACCGCAUCGAGGAGCGCAGCCAUCUGGGCGGUAUCCUGCCUUUGUCGGCACUGGGUGGCAGCAUGCGGACCACCUUACGGACAGGCCAGAACCUCAGCACACCUUUCGUUUACAACAAAGACAUGCCACUCAUCUUUAUCGGCGGCGUGCCCCGCAGCGGGACCACGCUAAUGCGAGCGAUGCUGGACGCCCACCCAGAGGUACGCUGUGGUGAGGAAACCCGCGUCAUCCCACGCAUCCUGGCCAUGAAGCAGAUGUGGAGUCGCUCGGGUCGGGAGAAGAUGCGCCUGGACGAGGCGGGCGUGACAGAUGAGGUGCUGGACGCCGCCAUGCAGGCCUUCCUGCUGGAAAUCAUUGUCAAACACGGUGAGCCUGCCAACUUCCUGUGCAACAAGGACCCUUUCGCACUGAAGUCGCUCGCUUACCUGGCCAAAAUCUUUCCCCAUGCCAAGUUUGUACUCAUGAUUCGUGAUGGGCGGGCAUCAGUCCACUCCAUGAUCUCACGGAAGGUGACCAUUGCCGGCUUCGAUCUGGGCAGCUACCGGGACUGCCUGACCAAGUGGAAUCGGGCCAUAGAGACCAUGUACACUCAGUGCCUGGAGGCAGCUGAUAAAUGCCUACCGGUGCACUACGAACAGUUGGUCCUCCAUCCUGAGAAAUGGAUGAGGACGCUGCUGAAAUUCCUUGACAUUCCUUGGAAUGAUGCUGUCCUCCACCACGAGGAGCUUAUUGGGAAAGCUGGAGGAGUGUCCCUCUCCAAGGUGGAGAGGUCCACAGACCAGGUCAUCAAGCCCGUGAAUGUGGAGGCCUUGUCCAAGUGGGUGGGGAAGAUCCCAGCAGAUGUGGUGAGGGACAUGGCCGUCAUUGCCCCAAUGCUCUCCAGGCUGGGCUACGAUCCCCACGCUAACCCUCCCAACUAUGGCCGACCUGACCCCAAAGUCCUGGACAACACCAGAAGGGUCUUUAAAGGUGAAUUUCAGCUACCAGAUUUCCUAAAAGAACAAUCACAGAUCCAGAAGUCUGCAGAGAGACCCAACCCCAGUUAGGAGCAGAGGGAGGUGCCACCGACCUCAACACAGCACAGGACUCGGCGCAGUAGGACAGAAAAUCAUGGACAUCGUCUCAGCCAUCUCACCAUCUGUGUCGGGCCUCAGCACAUUUCAAAGGUCACAUGACCACGGUCGGACUGUCUCCUCUACCAGUAAUCGUCUACAGAGAACUCUUGACCUUCGAUAUUGUACUGUACAAAAAAAAACAAAAACAAAAAACAACAAAACAAAACCCAUAUUGGUUCUCGGCCACAGAAUGUCUGCUGAUUGUUAUUUU